UCUCUGUUGACUGUAUCAUUCCCUCUGCUGUCAGACUGACUGAGCUUUUUAAUCUUGGACAAGAGAGAAGAGGAACUGCAACAUGGGGAAUUUUAUCAGUUCACAAAAUGAUGAUGGUGGUCAGACAGAGGCAGCAAGAUCGGCUGUGAAACAAAAAGAGGAAGAAGGGGAAAAAUUCUUUCAAUUCAGAGACAGCAAAAGACUGAAAAGAGAAGUCAAUGUGAGAUCCAGCUGCCGGCGGCGUGAGCAACAAGAACAUGAACACAAAGAAAGACUGACUGGGAUGGAAACAUUUUACAAAGAGAAACAUGAUGAGGCAAGAUCUGCUCUGAAACAAAAAGAGGAAGAACUGAAGUCAGUCAGAGACAGAAUGACUGAGAUGGAAAGAUUAAACCAAGAGAAACUUCAUGAGGCAAGAUCUGCUCUGAAACAAAAAGAGGAAGAACUGAAAUCAUUCAGAAUCAGUUUGACAGACAUGGAAAGAUUGUACCAAGGCAUUCAUUGGACCAGAUCUUCUCUGAAAGAAAAAGAGGAAGAACUGAAAUCAGUGAAAAACAGAAUGACUGAGAUGGAAAGAUUAAACCAAGAGAAACUUCAGGAGGCAAGAUCUGCUCUGAAACAAAAAGAGGAAGAACUGAAAUUAGUCAAAAACAGGCUUAGGAAUGAAGAAACCAUGAAAUCCAGCUGCCGACGGUGUGAACAACAUGAACGUGAACAUAAAGAAAGAAUGACUGAGAUGGAAAGAUUUUACAAAGAGAAACUUCAGGAGGCAAGAUCUACUCUGAAACAAAAAGAGGAAGAACUGAAAUCAUUCAAAGACAGAAUGGCAGCUGAGCUGGGUGUUUCAAUAAUGAAAGAAGGCACAAAGAACAUGAACAACCCAGUUAGUCAAACACCUGCUGAGAUACAAACACCCCAAAACAAUCUUCAUUGGGCCAGAUCUUCUCUGAAACAAAAAGAGGAAGAACUGAAAUCAGUCAGAGACAGAAUGACUGAAAUGGAAAGAUUAAACCAAGAGAAACUUCAUGAGGCAAGAUCUGCUCUGAAACAAAAAGAUGAAGAACUGAAAUCAGUCAGAAUCAGAAUGACUGAGAUGGAAAGAUUAAACCAAGAGAAGCUUCAUGAGGCAAGAUCUGCCCUGAAACAAAAAGAGGAAGAACUGAAAUCAGUCAGAGACAGUUUGACAGACAUGGAAAGAUUGUACCAAAACAAUCUUCAUUGGGCCAGAUCUUCUCUGAAACAAAAAGAGGAAGAACUGAAAUCAGUCAAAAACAGCAUGACUGAGAUGGAAACAUUUUACAAAGAGAAACUUCAUGAGGCAAGAUCUUCUCUGAAACAAAAAGAGGAAGAACUGAAAUCAGUCAAAGACAGACUGAAAAGAGAAGUCAAUGUGAGAUCCAGCUGCCGGCGGCGUGAGCAACAAGAACAUGAACACAAAGAAAGACUGACUGGGAUGGAAACAUUUUACAAAGAGAAACAUGAUGAGGCAAGAUCUGCUCUGAAACAAAAAGAGGAAGAACUGAAGUCAGUCAGAGACAGAAUGACUGAGAUGGAAAGAUUAAACCAAGAGAAACUUCAUGAGGCAAGAUCUGCUCUGAAACAAAAAGAGGAAGAACUGAAAUCAUUCAGAAUCAGUUUGACAGACAUGGAAAGAUUGUACCAAGGCAUUCAUUGGACCAGAUCUUCUCUGAAAGAAAAAGAGGAAGAACUGAAAUCAGUGAAAAACAGAAUGACUGAGAUGGAAAGAUUAAACCAAGAGAAACUUCAGGAGGCAAGAUCUGCUCUGAAACAAAAAGAGGAAGAACUGAAAUUAGUCAAAAACAGGCUUAGGAAUGAAGAAACCAUGAAAUCCAGCUGCCGACGGUGUGAACAACAUGAACGUGAACAUAAAGAAAGAAUGACUGAGAUGGAAAGAUUUUACAAAGAGAAACUUCAGGAGGCAAGAUCUACUCUGAAACAAAAAGAGGAAGAACUGAAAUCAUUCAAAGACAGAAUGGCAGCUGAGCUGGGUGUUUCAAUAAUGAAAGAAGGCACAAAGAACAUGAACAACCCAGUUAGUCAAACACCUGCUGAGAUACAAACACCCCAAAACAAUCUUCAUUGGGCCAGAUCUUCUCUGAAACAAAAAGAGGAAGAACUGAAAUCAGUCAGAGACAGAAUGACUGAAAUGGAAAGAUUAAACCAAGAGAAACUUCAUGAGGCAAGAUCUGCUCUGAAACAAAAAGAUGAAGAACUGAAAUCAGUCAGAAUCAGAAUGACUGAGAUGGAAAGAUUAAACCAAGAGAAGCUUCAUGAGGCAAGAUCUGCCCUGAAACAAAAAGAGGAAGAACUGAAAUCAGUCAGAGACAGUUUGACAGACAUGGAAAGAUUGUACCAAAACAAUCUUCAUUGGGCCAGAUCUUCUCUGAAACAAAAAGAGGAAGAACUGAAAUCAGUCAAAAACAGAAUGACUGAGAUGGAAAGAUUAAACCAAGAGAAACUUCAUGAGGCAAGAUCUGCUCUGAAACAAAAAGAUGAAGAACUGAAAUUAGUCAGAGACAGGUUUAGGAAUGAAGAAACCAUGAAAUCAAGCUGCCGACGAUGUGAACAACAUGAAUGUGAACACAAAGAAAGCAUGACUGAGAUGGAAACAUUUUACAAAGAGAAACUUCAUGAGGCAAGAUCUUCUCUGAAACAAAAAGAGGAAGAACUGAAAUCAGUCAAAGACAGGAAAAGGCUUAGGAAUGAAGAAACCAUGAAACCCAGCUGCCGACGGUGUGAACAACAUGAACGUGAACACAAAGAAAGAAUGACUGAAAUGGAAACAUUUUACAAAGAGAAACUUCAUGAGGCAAGAUCUAGUCUGAACCAAAAGGAAAAGGAGCUGAAAUCAUUCAAAGACAGAGUGGCAGCAGACCUGUCUCUUUCAAUAAAGACAGGAGACACUGAGAGCAUGAACAACCCAGUCAGUAAAACCAAACUGACAGAGAUGUAUAACAAACUGAAACUGCUGCAGUGGCCUAAAAUCAAAGAUCAUCUGAAAUCUAAUGCUGUGAGCAGAGAGUUUACCAGAGAUCUGACUCAGAAAAUGUUUAGAGAUGCAGCAGAAGAAAUGGAGAGAAAGAAGAAGCAGAUAGAUGAAGUGUUUGGACUGAUUGAGAACAGCAGUGGACUAACACCUCAGAAGGUCAAAGAGUUCAGACAGUUAACAAUUCACAGUCUUCAGAUGAAUCUGUACCACAGCAGGAAAGAAGAUCUUCUUCAGAGUCCUUUCCUACAACAUGGAGCUCAGUACCACCAGAAUGUGAUGGAGAACUUCAGACUUCUGGCCUCUGAAUGCUACUGGUUGGGUUGUUUGAUGGCUUUAAACAAUCCUCCUCUUCAGCCGGACUGGGAGAAUCAUGUUCCUGGGCUGGACGCCUGGGACAUUUUCCCACGAGACAUCAAGUCUGCUUCUGCCAUGAAGAGGAGGCAAUGAAGUCAGCAAUGAUGAGAAAACCUGAGUGUUUGUCAGGGAUCAAACAUUACUAUUUGCUAAGUUUUCAUUUGUGUGAAUGAAGAAUUUUGCUAGAUUAGUUCAGAUUAACUAAAUCUGAUUAUUUAAAGCCUUAUGUGCAGAAUUCAUAUCUUAAUGCUGAUUAUGUGUCUGUAAACAAAAUUUAUUUUUGAACAUAAGUUGAAUUAUAAUUAAGUCUGUUGGAA
This is a messenger RNA of Lates calcarifer (barramundi perch), 3681 nucleotides long. RefSeq names its product golgin subfamily A member 6-like protein 1. The transcript is spliced from 57 exons. NCBI's taxonomy places the organism in Eukaryota, Metazoa, Chordata, Actinopteri, Centropomidae. The record is from RefSeq and is a predicted model, not a curated record. The coding region runs from base 83 to 3457 and encodes 1124 amino acids.